GGAAACAAAACAUCACAUCCAAACGUAAUGGCGGCUCCUACAGCUGUCAUGCCGGGCAUGGGUGAGAGUUAAGUUGAAUGGUUACAGGACAGUUUUUUGUAGAUUAACCCCAGUUUAUCCAGAAAGUGAGGGUUUCUUCUGACGUUGGCAGCUGAGGAGUUAGCCAUGCGGGCUUCACGGUUCGUCAGCAUGUUUGCAGCCUCCAGGGGGAAGGUCAAGCCUCUAUUCUCUCUGAGCAGGACGCUGUCCUCCGCGGAACAUCCUCCGGCCGAGAGCCGCUCUGUUCUGCCGGAACCGGCCGAGGAGCGGAGCCCGAGCAGGAGAAAAGACCCGAGCGGCUGCUCCGUGUUUCUGUUCCCGGGUCAGGGCAGCCAGUUUGUGGGCAUGGCCAGAGGACUUCUGAAGUACCCCAACGUCAGGGAGAUGUUCUCAGUCGCCCAGAAGAUCCUCGGGUACGACCUGCUGUCCCUGUGCCUGGAGGGACCCGAGCAGGAGCUGAUGAAGACGGUUCACUGCCAGCCGGCGGUGUUUGUCACGUCACUGGCUGCGGUGGAGAGACUUCACCAAGAGAACCCAAAGGCCACUGAGACGUGUGUUGCUGCUGCAGGCUUCAGCGUUGGAGAAUUUGCUGCUCUGGUCUUUUCUGGUUCCAUGAACUUUGCAGAAGCUUUGUAUGUGGUGAAGGUGCGAGCAGAGGCCAUGCAGAAAGCGUCCGAGCUGGUUCCCAGCGGGAUGCUGUCGGUGACUGGUCGACCUCAGGCUCAGUAUAAAUACGCCUGCCUGCAGGCUAAAGAGCACUGCAAGAGUUUGGGGAUUGAGGAUCCUGUGUGCUCUGUGGCCAACUAUUUGUUUCCUGAUGGCAGGGUCAUUGCAGGACACCAAGAGGCUCUGGAUUUCCUCCAGCACAAUGCAAGUCGUCUUCAGUUUACGAGGACCAAGCUUCUCCCAGUCAGCGGGGCCUUUCACACUGAGCUGAUGAGGACGGCUACAGAACCACUCAGGGAGGUUCUCAAACAGGUGGAGGUGCGGCGUCCUGAGAUCAAAGUGUACUCCAACGUGGACGGGAAGCGCUACAUGAACGAGAGCCACUUGCGCAGACAACUGGUGAAGCAGCUGGUGACACCCGUGAAGUGGGAGCAAACGCUGCAUGAGAUCUACGAGAGGACACAGGGGGAGAAGUUCCCCCACACCUACGAGGUCGGACCCGGAAAGCACCUUGGUGCCACUCUUAAAAGGUGCAACAGGAAGGCCUUCAUAUCAUACACACACGUGGAAGUCUCCGCUUAUGAAGACUGAUGCAUGCAGAGACGAUGACUCUUCCUGUGGUGGUUCCAGUUGUUGCUUCCUUGUGGUCUUGUUCAGACGAUACUUUGUAAUUAAAUACAUGUCUUUUUAUAAUGAGAAGUAAAGUUUUUGUAAUUUGAA
Messenger RNA from Betta splendens (Siamese fighting fish), 1425 nucleotides. RefSeq names its product malonyl CoA:ACP acyltransferase (mitochondrial) (gene mcat). The record is from RefSeq and is a predicted model, not a curated record. Gene Ontology annotation, molecular function: transferase activity. Bases 166 to 1296 code for a protein of 376 amino acids. NCBI's taxonomy places the organism in Eukaryota, Metazoa, Chordata, Actinopteri, Anabantiformes, Osphronemidae. The transcript has 5 exons.